AUGGGUAUGCGCAAGGGGCUACAUAUCAUUUCUACGGACCUCAGUGAAACUGUUGAAGACCAUGGUGAAGACAAUGUUGAAGACAAUGGUGACGACCAUGGUGACGACAAUGUUGAAGACCAUGGUGAUGGCGAUGACACUGUUGAAAACCAUGGUGAAGACAAGGUUGAAGACCGUGGCUGCCAAUCAAAUUCUCAUGAUGGUAAUGAGUAUUUGCGAUUAAGACAACUGACGAUUGAGAAGAACAAUAAAAAACUAAGAGAACUAGGAAUUAAAAACAUUAUAAAGUCUUCAGCUAGUUUGGAAGAAAGUCAAAAAACAAAGAAAAAAACCAUGAAGAAGCAAUACCGUCCACAAUAUAUUCCACCAAUGUCUUCGAAUAGAGUUGCUAAUCUAAUGAAGCUACGUCGAGUCGUUGCUCCAAAUGUCUCUCAAAAGCUUUCCUCAACUUCAAAUACAACAAAACCAAAUAAACAACCAACAGUUACCAUGAGUGAAAUAAUCAAAGGUGAUAAAGGAGGAGCAAAGAAAAAGUUGGUUCUUGUUGAUGAGGAUGAUGAGAUAUUUCAAGGGGAUAUAGAAGUAGAUGAUGUUGAUCAACAUGAGAUACAGAUGGCAGAUCAUGACUAUUCUAAUGAUGAAGACAGUAUUCAUGAACAAAUACAAGGCCUUGAAAAACAAAAGGCAACAAGUUCUAAUGUAAAAGGUAAUAGUAUAGGUAGGCGUAAGAGGCUACAUAUCACUUCUACCAUCUCAACUGAGCGUGUUGAAGACCAUGUUGACGACGACCAAGUUGAAGACCACCAAGUUUUUGAAACUCAAGGUCAUCAAGCUAGUGAAAUACAAGGUGCUCCUAAAAGGGUUCGAGGCUAUACAACAAAAGCUGAAAUUUGGAAGAUGGAUAGUACAAAAAGAAUAGCUGUCACAUUCAACAAGUCUGGAAAGCCUGUUGGGGCUGAAGCUAAUGAACUUGCUCAAUUCCUUGGGACGCUCGCAAGGAUGGCUGAUCAUGUAUCCAUAGAAUAUUCUGACUGGAGGAAAAUUCCAAUACAAAAAAAAGAGGACAUGUAUUCACUCGUUAAGUCUAAAUUUGUUAUUCAUCCAAAUGAAACAAACGAGAUUAAAAAUUGGAUCUUUCAAAGCAUCGGAAAAAAAUGGAGAGAAUGGAAAGGUUCUUUAAAGGCAUGUGCAUAUGAUCCAAGCCUUACUGUUGAUGAAAUUGUGGCACAACAAGUUAAAAAUGAUGACCGAGUGAAUCCAACUCAAUUUAAAGAACUUGUUACUCGUUGGUUCACUCCGGAAUUUCAGACUACAUGCGAUGUUAAAAGAAUGAGCCGCUCAAAGAUGAAGGAGCCUCAUGUUAGUGGGACAAAGUCGUUUGCUAGACUUGCUCAUGAAAUGGCAAUGAAGAAUAAUGGUAUACAUCCAACACGAGGAGAAAUGUAUAUAAAAACUCGCACUCGUAAAGAUGGAAGCAUUGUUGAUGAUAACGCUACUCAAGUUGUGGUAAUGUUUCAUUAA
Helianthus annuus (common sunflower) is the source of this 1521-nucleotide messenger RNA. RefSeq lists its product as uncharacterized. The record is from RefSeq and is a predicted model, not a curated record. Lineage: Eukaryota; Viridiplantae; Streptophyta; Magnoliopsida; Asterales; Asteraceae. The coding region runs from base 1 to 1521 and encodes 506 amino acids. The transcript has 8 exons.